UGGAAUUUAAGGGGUGCCGCAACACAACUUCUGUAGAGUCCUGCCCCUUUUCCCCAAGUCUCCGCUCCAGCCUGUUGCUUUGCUGGUCGAUCCAGGUCGGUUUUUAUCACAGACUUCAGUGUGUCUCCCAAACUUCUGGGCUUGGGGUUCACUUCGGACUUAAUCCCCGCCUCUUGCAGGCUCCUCUCAGGGGCUGAGUCUCAGCCUUUGUGACAGCAAGUUCCCGGGCCUGCAGCUGGGGACUGAGAGGAAGAAUGAAGCCAUCCUGGCUGCAAUGUCGCAAAGUAACAGGCGCCGGGACGCUUGGGGCGCCCCUGCCAGGGUCGCCUUCAGCAAGAGGAGCCAGUGCAGCCCGAAGGGCUUUGGUGGCCGGUCUUGGGGCCCGGGGCUGCAGGGCUCUGGCCACCUGCAAUGGUGGCGAGUACAAGACCCAUUUCGCAGCCUCUGUGGCAGACCCCGAGAGGUUCUGGGGUAAAGCUGCUGAGCAGAUCAGUUGGUACAAGCCCUGGACCAAAACGCUAGACAGCAGAUAUCCGCCUUCCACUAGUUGGUUUGUGGAAGGGAUGCUCAAUAUUUGUUACAAUGCUGUUGAUCGGCACAUUGAAAAUGGCCAAGGCGAUAAGAUUGCAAUCAUCUAUGACAGUCCUGUCACAAACACUAAAGCAACUAUCACCUAUAAGGAAGUCUUGGAGCAGGUCUCGAAGCUGGCUGGUGUCUUGGUCAAGCAGGGUGUUAAGAAAGGAGACACUGUGGUCAUCUAUAUGCCCAUGAUCCCGCAAGCAAUAUAUGCCAUGCUGGCGUGUGCAAGGAUUGGAGCCAUCCACAGCCUCAUAUUUGGAGGGUUUGCAUCCAAAGAACUAAGUACCCGCAUUGAUCAUGCAAAGCCCAAGUUGGUUGUGACGGCAUCAUUUGGCAUUGAACCUGGACGAAAGGUCGAAUACAUCCCACUUUUGGAAGAAGCCCUGAGAAUGGGACAGCACAGACCAGGCAGAGUUCUCAUUUACAACCGUCCAAAUAUGGAGAAAGUUCCAUUGAAGUCAGAUCGUGAUCUUGAUUGGGAAGAAGAAAUGGCCAAAGCCCAGUCACAUGACUGUGUGCCUGUGCUCUCGGAGCACCCGCUGUACAUUCUCUACACUUCUGGAACAACAGGGCUACCUAAGGGUGUGGUUCGACCCACUGGAGGAUAUGCUGUAAUGCUGAACUGGACAAUGUCUUCCAUAUAUGGCCUGAAGCCUGGAGAGGUGUGGGGGGCAGCUUUUUAUUUAGGGUGGGUUGUUGGACAUUCCUAUAUUUGCUAUGGGCCUCUUCUCCAUGGAAACACAACGGUUUUGUACGAGGGAAAACCUGUGGGAACACCAGAUGCCGGCGCUUACUUCCGCGUGCUUGCAGAGCAUGGAGUGGCUGCCUUGUUUACAGCACCGACUGCAAUUAGAGCCAUCCGUCAACAGGACCCUGGGGCAGCCUUGGGGAAGCAGUACUCUUUGACAAGGUUCAAGACAUUGUUUGUGGCGGGGGAAAGGUGUGAUGUGGAGACCCUAGAAUGGUCCAAAAAGGUCUUCAGAGUCCCUGUUCUAGACCACUGGUGGCAAACAGAGACUGGAUCCCCAAUAACAGCAUCAUGUAUUGGAUUGGGUAACUCCAAAACACCUCCACCAGGGCAAGCAGGAAAAUGUGUUCCAGGAUACAAUGUUAUGAUUUUGGAUGACAACAUGCAAAAACUGAAGGCUCGGAGCUUAGGAAAUAUUGUGGUAAAGUUGCCGUUACCACCUGGGGCUUUUUCGGGACUCUGGAAGAAUCAGGAAGCUUUCAAACAUUUAUACUUUGAGAAAUUUCCCGGAUACUAUGACACUAUGGAUGCUGGCUACAUGGAUGAGGAAGGUUACCUAUAUGUUAUGUCCCGGGUGGAUGAUGUAAUAAAUGUUGCAGGCCACAGGAUUUCUGCAGGUGCUAUUGAAGAGUCAGUCCUUUCACAUGGAACUGUUGCUGACUGUGCUGUGGUUGGCAAAGAAGACCCUCUGAAAGGUCAUGUUCCUUUAGCCCUCUGCGUGUUGAAGAAAGAUAUAAAUGCAACAGAAGAACAAGUCUUGGAAGAAAUCGUGAAACAUGUUAGGCAGAGCAUUGGCCCUGUGGCUGCUUUUCGAAAUGCAGUUUUUGUCAAACAGUUACCCAAAACGAGGUCUGGCAAGAUUCCACGGUCUACGCUGUCUGCCUUGGUAAAUGGCAAGCCUUAUAAGGUAACGCCUACUAUUGAGGACCCCAGCAUUUUUGGUCACAUAGAGGAAGUGCUGAGGCAGAGCCUGUGAUUUUUAUCUACUAUGUCCAGUCAGUCUGUCUUCAUCUUCUAACUGGAUUUAAGUUGUUUAUUUUCUAUAAGUAAAUACUUAAAAAUUCAUUUUUAACUCAAAUGUGAGCCUUAGAAUUAAUUCAGUCUAAUAACCCAUGAAAGGGCUAUAUUUUAUGUUAUGUUAUGUUAUGUUAUGUUAUGUGAGCCAGUUCAUAUUGUUACCUCUUUCCUGUAACAUGAAUCAUUAUAUGCUAUCUUGCAUAUUAAGGAACAUGUCUUUGGUGUACGUUUUUAUAAAUUCAUCUGCCUUACAAACAUAUUUCAGUUGAAAGCAUCUGUAAUAUAAGCACACUUCCAGGAGAUAAGAGUCAGCCACCCUUUGAUCAAAAUCUAAAUUCAAAUCAAGGUAAAAUAUAAUUUCCAUUGUUAUUGUGGAACCUCAGAUGUUUAAUGUUUUGAAGAUGACUAACUUGUUUACGGUAAUCAUCUAAAGAUGAUCGUGUAAGCAACACAAGGCCGAGAAUGGAGCCGUGUUGCUAGGUUCUCUGCAACACAGGGUCCCAGAAUGGACUACCAUUUCUAGGUUGUCUGUGACCGGGUAAGGGGAGGCAUAUGUCUGCCAGAGAAAUUAGACAGUUUUCCCUCAAAUCUUUUGUAGAAUGGAGGCUCGUCAAAUCCCCUGCCCGAGUUGAUUGCGUAGAAAUGGAAUGAAGUGAUAAACGGAUUAUAUAAAGAAAAAUAGGGAAGUUUUAGUCUUAUUCUAAAAAUUAGAAGAUGUUCUAGAUAAUAUCAAUGAGUUCCCCCAUUCUGUUUUGUUUUUUCUUUUUCUUUCUUUUUUCUUUCUUUCUUUCUUUUUUUUUUUUUUUGACAAGGUGACAUGUUUUCUUGGUUGGCCUCACAUCUACUAUACAUGAGUGUGGCUGUCUUGGAAACCCUGGUACUCUAAAUCUCGGUUGUUGGGAUACUAUUGUACUGAGUUCCAAAUUCGCGUUUUUGUUUGUUUGUUUGUUUGUUUGUUUCUCUCUCUUAUGGGAUCAAACCCAGAGCCUUCUGCACAUUAGGCAAGCACUCUUCCACUGAGCUAUACUCUAGGAGAUCAAUGAAUUUAUGGUGGAUUCUUGAGCCAUAUAUCCCAACAAGGGAUUUUUAAUAAGAAUAUGAAGCGUUAAGUACUGGAAAUCAUGUGUUCCAUCUAGGAGGCAGCCAUAACAGUCAAAUCUGGCUCAGGAGGAAGACUGCACGAACCUCUGAGUUUCAAGAGAACCCCAAAUGUCUGCUUUUACUGCAAGUUUUAACUUUGAAUAAACGUUAACUCAUUUACAAAUUAUGCUCUAACAUUUAUUUCCAUCUACACUUCUAUAAAAUGAUUGAGCCUUUUCAAAAAAUUGAAAAUGAGCCUUUAAUAAGGUUAUAGAAGUAUACCCAUUAACUAGAGUAGAAAGAAAUAAUUAACGAGCUUAGAGCUCUACAUGUAUUAUUCAUCAGAGCAUACAUUUAAAUCCAAAAAGUAUACUUUCAUUGAAUCAUUGAAAGUUUUCAGAAUAAUUUCUCAGUACUUCAGUUUUUGGGAAAUAUUAUUAUGAAGAGCCCAAUGUUCUAACAUAACCAUUCAAAUACAUGAAAUGCAGGUGGAAAGCAACAAAUUAGAAUUUUCCUGUCAUAAAAUAUGUGUAUUUUAUAUAGCUCUCCUUUGCGUAGAUAAUAAGUGACUUCUCAAAGGAAACUUUUACUGAUUAAACUACCUUCUUCAUUGAUAAAUCUGAAAACAAUAUCUUUAUUCUCUUUAAUUGUUUUGGUACCUUGAGUUAAACCAACUGGAUAUACAUAUUAUUACUAGAACCUGUUCAGUUCUUUGAAUUUCCCAUUGUAUGUGUAAAUUUUAUACAUUAUCAAGACUAUAGGGUUAAAAACCAUUAUUAUUUUUAAUAUGUUAGCAUUAUGGUGCAGUUCAUUAUUUUCCCCCACUUGAGUCAGAUAUUUUAACUGAAUUCAUCAUUUUUGUUUGCAAGUUACAAACUCAGGCAAAUCUAAGGACUGAAAAAGGAUUAUCUUCAAAUCAUUUGUAGAUAUUCCUCUUUAACAGAUCUGAAGGGACACCUCCGCAAACAGGCCUGCAUUAUUUUCCAAUUGUGGGACUCUAAGAACAAAAAACAUAUAAGCAAACAAAAAGUCAAGUGCAUUACACUUUGGAUGGAGCUGUUUCUUAUAUUUCAGUGAGGAACUUCUCCACUACAGUCCAGAGACAGUGGUCACAUUUAUGUGGAUAAAAUGGAGAAAUGAAAUAUUUAACAUAUGCAUCAGACAGUUUACAAUUUGGGGAGAAAAUUAAAUGACUUCUUAUUUUAAGUAUCACUAUACUAUUUUUGCCAAAUUUCAGCUGAAGUUUUUUGAAUUGGGUGUGUCUUUGAUAGCAAUAAUUCUACAAAAUGUGACCAUACUUCUAUUUACCUAAAUUGGUUCUGUGUAAUCUUGUAUUUUAUGAAAUUUUUAAAUUUGUAAAACAUUUGAAACAAAAAUAAAUGUACUUUAGUAACUAAA
This is a messenger RNA of Myodes glareolus (Bank vole), 4822 nucleotides long. The record is from RefSeq and is a predicted model, not a curated record. Lineage: Eukaryota; Metazoa; Chordata; Mammalia; Rodentia; Cricetidae.